Messenger RNA from Colletotrichum karsti, 519 nucleotides. RefSeq lists its product as uncharacterized. The transcript is spliced from 2 exons. The coding region runs from base 1 to 519 and encodes 172 amino acids. NCBI's taxonomy places the organism in Eukaryota, Fungi, Ascomycota, Sordariomycetes, Glomerellales, Glomerellaceae. The record is from RefSeq and is a predicted model, not a curated record.
AUGCGUUCCUUCGCCAUCCUCUCCGCCGCCGGCCUCGUCGCCGCCCAGACCACAAACAUUGUCAUCUCCCAGGGCAUCACCACCACCAUCGGCCUCCCCGUCUUCCCGGAGCCCACCGCCUCCGUGACCGUGACCGCCAGCGUCCCCGAGACGACCGUCACCGUCCCCGUCCCCUCCGAGUCCGACUCCGAGUCCGCCUCCGCCUCCGCGACCACCACCCUCACCGUCUCCGUCGGCACCGAGACCGUCACCGGCGGCGUGACCACCACCACCCUCGACGUGCCCCCCGUCUCCCUGCCCACCGUCUCCGACCCCGUCGUGACGCUGCCCACCUUCACCGCCCCCAUCAACACCACACUCCUCACCUCCACCGCCACCCAGACCUUCUACACCUCAACCCCCAACGCGACCACCACCGGCCCCGUCACCGUGCCCACCGCCGCCGCCGACAAGGUCUCCCUCAAGGGCUCCGCCGCCGGCCUCGUCGCCUUCGGCAUCGCCAGCCUCUUCCUCUUCUAG